UUAAGAAAUAUUAGAAUAUUCCUUAAGGAAUAUUGAAUUCCAGUAUGAUGUGGUCACUCUCGACAAACGUUAUGGCAACUUUAAUUCCUUCUAUUGCUUCUCUAUUGGUAAGAAUUAGGUCCAGUAUAGUUUUUCCUCUAGUUCCUUCCUCUACCGUUUGGAUGACAAAGUUGUCAGCUAAAUUAGUUAGGAAUCUGUUCAAUCUCCUACUUGCUGUAGAGUUUGUCUCCCGGUUUCUUUCAGGACAGUUAAAGUCUUCCAUGACAACUUGAUGUUGCCCUCUUGAUAUAGUUUGUGAUCAACAUGUGUAUUGAAAAUGACAGAUGAAUAAAAUUACCAGUCUUUUUAUUUCCCUGUCUUGCCAAUAAGUAUGGUAUUUCCUGUCCCACCAUCCAUGUAUUAACCAGGUUCAAUUGUGCUUAAUCCAGCACUUCCUAAGAAAUAGCUAUUGAGGACCUUUUGGCAUUUUUGGUUGCACAGGUAGUCCUCACUUACCACUUCUUCCCUGAGCCUUCAAAAUUACUAUGGCACAGUAGAAGCAGACGUGCUUCUACUGGUCUACAAAAUUUGUGGUAAUCCUAGCACUUGUUCAGUGACCGCACGUCAGCAGUGACUGUGGUUUUGAAGGUGGAGGAAAAGAAGUUGCACCAGUUCAGGUUCUGCCAAUAGUGGCACAUUUAUGAUGCCUGCAACAUCCCACACUCAUGAUCCCCAUUUGUGACCUUCCCAGCUAGCUUCUGACCAGCAAAAUCAGUGGAUAUACUGGCAGGAAAUUGCAAGUCACGGUCAUAUGAAAUUGCGUUUAGCAACCCACAGUAAUUUGCUUAACAACUACAGAGGAACAGAUGUAAGUUGGUCCUGGCAUGUGAUAUCAUGCUUAAUGAUUGAGCUGCUUAGUGUUGCAGAUAUCAGUUCUAAUUGCAGUAGGUUAAGUAAGGACUACUUGAACAAGGAUGUCACCAGAGGGGUUCUGGACAGUAUUUUCUGCUAUAUAGUGGGUGAAUCUAUAUUCCUCUAUAUGCAUAUAUCUGCAGUUACAUAACCUAUCCCCAGUACUUCAAGAUAUAAUUGAUGAUAGUCCUUUCCAUUGCUAAGAAUUUGUUAUUGACCCCAAUCAACAACUGAAUUUGAAUGGAUAUUUGAACGUAGAUCUUGGUAGUCUUCCAUGUAUCAAAUGAAUCAUAAAUAAUUUCAGUGAUGAUUCUAGUAUUGGGGCAUGAUUGCUUUUUCAUUGUAAUAUAUACUUCUUUCAUUUUUCACAUCUCUAACCAUUUUAUAAACAAAGUUACCCUUUUCUUUGAAUCUUAUAGACAAACAGGAUGGCAAUAAGAGCACUCUGGACAACUGUCAAUAACAAGGAACGUUGAAUAGUGAAGAUAAUCAAUCCAGAAAUCAAAAUAUUUUCCAUUUCUUUCAGAAAAACACAGAAUUUUCCUCCUCCUCCUCCAACAGCUGUUAGACAGAAGAGAGAAAAUCAAGAAAGAAUAAGCAGAUUAUGCAGAAUUCAAGGAUACGUUACAUGAAAAGAUUCACUCCACAGAAAAACCCGGUGAGUGUCGAGGGUGCAGGAAAAGUUUCAUUAGAAAUUCCCAACUCAUGAGACACGAGACCAUGCACACAGGAGAGAAACCCUUUGAAUGUCCUAUCUGUGGGAAAAGCUUUAGUGAUAAUUCCAACCUGGUGACACACCAGAGGACUCACACAGGAGAGAAACCCUUUGAAUGUUCUGACUGUGGGAAAAGUUUUAAUUAUAAUUCCUACCUGGUAAGGCACCAGAGGACUCACACAGGAGAGAAACCCUUUGAAUGUCCUGACUGUGGGAAAAGCUUUAAUUAUAAUUCCGAUUUGCUGAUACACCAGAGGACUCACACAGGAGAGAAACUGUUUGAAUGUCCUAUCUGUGGGAAAGGUUUCAGUAAGAAUUCGUACCUGGUAAUACACCAGAGGACUCACACAGGAGAGAAACCAUUUGAAUGUUCUGAAUGUGGGAAAACUUUCAUUACGAAUUCCCACCUGGUAACACACCAGAGGACUCACACAGGAGAGAAACCCUUUGAAUGUCCUGACUGUGGGAAAAGUUUCAUUACGAAUUCCCACCUGGUGACACAUCAGAGAAUUCACACAGGAGAGAAACCCUUUGAAUGUCCUGAUUGUGGGAAAAGUUUCAGUCAUAAUUCCAGCCUGGUGAAUCACCAGAGAAUUCACACAGGAGAGAAACACUUUGAAUGUCCUGACUGUGGGAAACAUUUUAGUAAUAAAUCCAGCCUGGGGACACACCAGAGGACUCACACAGGAGAGAAACACUUUGAAUGUCCUGACAGUGGGAAAGGUUUCAGUCAGAAUUCCAGCCUGGUGACACACCAGAGAACUCACACAGGAGAGAAACCCUUUGAAUGUCCAGACUGUGGGAAACGUUUUAGUAAUAAUUCCAGCCUGGUGACACACCAGAGAACUCACACAGGAGAGAAACCCUUUGAAUGUCCAGACUGUGGGAAAUGUUUUAGUAUUAAUUCCAGCCUGGUAAGGCACCAAAGAACUCAUACAAGAGUGAAACCCUUUGAAUGUUCUGACUGUGGGAAAAGUUUCAGUCAGAAUUCCUACCUGGUAAGGCACCAGAUGACUCACACAAGAGAGAAACCCUUUGAAUGUCCUGACUGUGGGAAACAUUUUAGUAAUAAUUCCAGCCUGGUGACACACCAGAGGACUCACACAGCAGAGAAACCCUUUGAAUGUUCUGACUGUGGGAAAAGUUUCAGUCAGAAUUCCUACCUGGUAAGGCACCAGAGGACUCACACAGGAGAGAAACCCUUUGAAUGUCCCGACUGUGGGAAAAGCUUUAGUGAUAAUUCCAACCUGGUGACACACCAGAGGACUCACACAGCAGAGAAAGCCUUUGAAUGUCCUGACUGUGGGAAAAGUUUCAGUCAGAAUUCCUACCUGGUAAGGCACCAGAGGACUCACACAGGAGAGAAACCCUUUGAAUGCCCUUUCUGUGGGAAAGGUUUCAGUCAGAAUUCCAACCUGGUGACACAUCAGAGGACUCACACAGGAGAGAAACCCUUUGAAUGUCCUGACUGUGGGAAAGGUUUCAGUCAGAAUUCCAACCUGGUGACACACCAGAGGACUCACACAGGGGAGAAACCAUUUAAGUGCUCUGAGUGUGCAUGGUGCUUCAGUAAAUCUUCCAACCUUAUCGCACACAAGAAAAUGCACCUGGGGCCCAAAGUGAUGAGUGUAGAGAAGGCUUGAAUUUCAAUUCAAAUGUCCUAUUGUAAGUUCAGCUGAGAAAUUGAUUCUUUAAUUCGAGUAAAAAGAAUUUGUCUUUUUUUUCAUCAAAUAUGUCAUGCUAUUAGAUGUGAAGGAGGAAAGACCAAAGUGGAACAUGUUAAUGUUAAUUUGAUAAGGACUGUUUGGCCAUUAGCAGCAGAAGUUGCUGGAUAUUUAAUUUUCGCAAAAAUUGUAGAAAUCUGCAAACAUCUUCUUAGGAGCGUUCUUUCUAUUUUUAUCAUAACAAAUGAUUGAAAUGCCACAUGCUUAGGCCCCGUCUUCUCCCUGGGUGUCCUUGAUAUUUUCAGCCCCAGGAUUCCCAAGCCAGCAUCUUUUCAGGUUAAGAGCACUCAGGCUAUAGUUAGACAUUGUGACUACUCAUAUAAUGAGAAAACAAGAGGAGAAGAGAAAUACUGUGUUGUUCGGUGUAUAAGGCGCUCCGGCGUAUAAGACGCACCUUAAUUUUGGGGAGGGAAAAAAAUCUGUCUGUGCCUACCAGCAUCCAUCGGGAUUCAUCUGGCUAGGUCCUCAUAGUUCCUUAUGGGGAUGCUACCAUUCUGGCAAGGAGGGCCUGAAUGCCAUUUUAUGACCUUUUCCUGUUUCUGCUCUUUUCUUAACUUUGAUGUACUUUCCUGGGAAUGGGAGCGGGGAGGAAUUGCCUGUGGCCAUCUGUUUUGUCUCAGCUCCAGCAGAAGGAGCAAGCAGCGCCUGAGAACAACUUCUUACCACCUUCUCAACUCAGAGUUCGCAUAACAACUUUGCACCUGUGUAUUGGCUCCCCUUGGAUUGGGCAGAGGGGAGGGGUUUCUACAACUUUUUACCUAACGGUUCUGAGCAGAAACUUCAGAUCCUACCUUGCUCUACUUACUAUCACUGUCUUUCAAUAAAUUUCCUUUUGAAAUCCCUCUACCUACCAAAAUACAAAAAAAAAUAUUAAGAAGUAACUGGGUUUCUGAAACAAAGACCAUUUUGCAAGUUAAUCAUAUUUUAUUCAUUUUAAUAAAUAACAUCAAGCUAAUCUUUUGUCAACUCAAUAAUGAAUUAUGUGGUGUGUGAGUGGUCUGUUCUAGGGAGAGGGAAUAAUUGGAAUUGUGCUGGUCACAAACUAAAGUGGAAAUUAUAAUAAACUGACACGUGAUUGAGGUGCUUC
Molecule: messenger RNA, 4417 nt
Organism: Pantherophis guttatus
Lineage: Eukaryota; Metazoa; Chordata; Lepidosauria; Squamata; Colubridae
Biological process (GO): regulation of DNA-templated transcription
Molecular function (GO): DNA-binding transcription factor activity, RNA polymerase II-specific; RNA polymerase II cis-regulatory region sequence-specific DNA binding
Source: RefSeq, a predicted model, not a curated record